Messenger RNA from Lemur catta (Ring-tailed lemur), 1607 nucleotides. RefSeq names its product arylformamidase (gene AFMID). Bases 35 to 949 code for a protein of 304 amino acids. The transcript has 11 exons. Gene Ontology annotation, molecular function: arylformamidase activity. The record is from RefSeq and is a predicted model, not a curated record. Lineage: Eukaryota; Metazoa; Chordata; Mammalia; Primates; Lemuridae.
GUGCCUGGACGCGCGCCGCUGGCUGGACCGCGUGAUGGACGUGCGCGGGGCGGGCCGCGGGCCCGAGGCUCCCUGGAAGAGCAUGACUGCAGAGGAGUUGGAGAAUCAAUACUCCCCGAGCAGAUGGGUCAUCCGACUGGGAGCAGAGGAAGCCUUGAGGACUCACUCACAGAUAGGAAUCGAGGCCACCAGGAGGGCCCGGGCCACCGGGAGGAGCCUGCUGCACGUCCCCUACGGAGAUGCCAAAGGGGAGACACUGGACAUCUACCUUCCCCACGAGGCACCUGAAGCCUUGCCUAUCUUCGUGUUUGUCCACGGAGGAUACUGGCAGUGUGGAAGUAAAGACGAAUCUGCCUUCAUGGUGGAGCCCCUGACAGCACAAGGAGUGGCCGUGGUGACAGUGGCUUAUGAUAUUGCCCCCAGAGGCAACCUGGACCGGAUGGUAGACCAGGUGGCGCGGAGCACCGCCUUUGUGCAGAAGCGGUACCCGUGCAAUGAGGGAAUUUACCUGUGUGGACACUCAGCAGGGGCCCAGCUGGCCGCCAUGAUGCUCCUGGCCGACUGGACCAAGCUUGGAGUCACGCCCAACCUCAAAGGCUUUUUCCUGGUGAGUGGGGUCUACGACCUGGAGCCCAUCCUGUGCACCUCGCAGAACGCCCCUCUCCACUUGACACUAGAGGAUGCUCAGAGGAACAGCCCCCAGCUGUUGACGGCCCUGACGCAGCCGUCGGAUCCCACCUGCCAUGUGCUGGUGAUCGUGGGCCAGCACGACUCCCCCGAAUUCCAGCGACAGUCCAGGGAGUUUUAUCAGACCCUGCGCCGAGGGGGGUGGAAAGCCUCGUUUGAAGAGCUCCGCAAUGUGGAUCACUUUGAAAUCAUUGAGAAUCUGACCCAGAAGGACGACGUGCUCACGCAGAUUAUAUUGAAAACAAUCUUUCAGAAGUUCUGACAACACCCGGGCCCCGGCCCGAGUGCACCCCAACUCCGGGUACCCACUCAAGCGGCCUUCAGAGCGAAGCCGGCUUCUCACGGCGCCCAGGAUGGCGGCGGGGGGGGGGGGCGCUCCCCAGCAGGAGCUCCUUCUUCCCACUUCUGUGGACACUUGUGACAGUCUCCAUGUCCUCCCUCCUCUUGGCCUGGAUCCUGCUCUGGGGAAGGUCCACAGGUCACGCCCAGAGCUGCCUCUCUGACACGGCAUGUCAAAAAUGACUUAGCCCCAGCUUGCCACCUGUUUUUGUAUGACCGUUAGGUUAAGAAUGGUUUUACAUUUUUAGAGUGUUCAGAAAGAACCAAAAAUUUCAUAACAUGUAAAAAUUAUGUAAAACUCAAAUUUCAGCAUGCAUAAAGUUGUAUUAGAACUGUGAACUAAAAUAAAAUCUUAAGGCCCCCCCCCACCCCCACCAACCAGUGACUGAAUGGACCCCCCUCCUGGCCAAGGGGCUAUCCUAAAACUAAAUUGCCAGCCUCAUCAUGGCCCCUCCCUUCCUGGGGACAUCCUUUGUAACCCAUUAACAGGCCUAAGGCUAUGCAAGACACACCUGCAGGUCCUCAAUUUACACAACAAAUGUAUGUCCAGUGGCUUGUCUCCGAUUUACAGACUUACUUUA